Paraphaeosphaeria sporulosa is the source of this 1386-nucleotide messenger RNA. RefSeq names its product kinase-like protein. The coding region runs from base 1 to 1386 and encodes 461 amino acids. NCBI's taxonomy places the organism in Eukaryota, Fungi, Ascomycota, Dothideomycetes, Pleosporales, Didymosphaeriaceae. Gene Ontology annotation, biological process: protein phosphorylation; mitotic DNA damage checkpoint signaling. The record is from RefSeq and is a predicted model, not a curated record. Gene Ontology annotation, molecular function: ATP binding; protein serine/threonine kinase activity. Gene Ontology annotation, cellular component: nucleus. The transcript is spliced from 2 exons.
AUGGCCAAAGCCCGCGCGUCGCUCCAGCGACAGGCUGAGGAGUUGGAAAUGCACCACGAAGACGUGAAGGGCGCCGACCCCGAGGAUACUCUGGACGAGAGCGCCGACCCGCUCGAGGAGAGCGGCCGCACCAUCGACACGAGCGAGGACGAAGAGGUUGACGAAAUGGUUGCCGAGGACAUUGAGCGCUUCGAGAACAGCUUCGUGGGCAUCAACAAGCGCUAUCGGUUGAUCAAUCGCAUCGGAGAAGGCACCUUCUCGACAGUAUACAAGGCCGAGGACCUGGAGUACUACAAGUACAACAACCGCUGGGAUAUCGAAGAGCGCGACCGGCGCAAGUGGUCGUCACCCGCCAGCAAGGCCAAACGUUCGGCGCGCAAACCCCACUAUGUGGCCAUCAAGAAGAUCUACGUUACCAGCAGCCCGAUCCGCAUCUUCAACGAGCUCGAGCUGCUCUUCGAUCUCAAGAACUCAGAUUCAGUAUGCCCGCUGAUCACGGCGUUCCGCCACCAAGACCAGGUCGUGGCCGUACUACCUUACUUCCAGCACCAGGACUUCCGCGACUACUACAAGGACAUGAAGGUUUCUGAGAUGCGGCUUUACAUGAAGAGCUUGUUCACUGCGCUUCGAGAGGUGCACAAGAAGAAGAUCCUGCACCGCGACGUGAAACCGACAAACUUCCUCUACAACAAAUGGCAGACUCGCGGCGUUCUCGUCGACUUUGGUCUUGCUGAGCGGGAGGGAACCGAGUGGCAUCAGUGCAACUGCACCCUUCCAUCUGAUGAGCGCCGUUACAGAAUUGCUCACAGCGUCUAUGCUCAGAAUCAACAGGCCGGACAUCAAACCACCAGCUACCCCAAGAACGACACGCGUGGCAGCCGUCGGGCUAACCGCGCUGGAACCCGUGGGUUCCGCGCCCCUGAGGUGCUCCUGAAAUGUACGCAGCAGACCACCAUCAUUGACAUGUGGAGCGCGGGUGUCAUCCUCCUUACGCUCUUGACUCGCCGCUUCCCCUUCUUCCACAGCGCCGACGAUAUCGACGCACUCCUGGAGAUCACGACAAUUUUCGGACGGAAGAAGAUGAAGGAGGCUGCUCUUCUGCACGGACAAGUGUUUGAGACCAACAUCCCGAGCUACAGCGAGCAUGGCCAUAGCCUCGAGAAGAUCAUUCUCUGGUGCACUGGCCGCACCGACUCUGAUAAGAAUGCGCCAAAGAAGGAGCUCGACGAAGAAGAGAAGGAGGCCGUGGCUUUUCUUUACAAGCUGUUGGAGUGCGAUCCUGCCCGGCGAAUCACUGCAGAGGAGGCUUUACGACAUCCCUUCCUAACCAAAGCAUACGCGGAUAGUGAAGCGGACGAAGACAUGGUAGACCUCAAUGAGGUCUGA